AUGUGGGCGCCAGGCGGGCCGCCGGGGCCCGCGGGCUGGGAUCGCCGCAGGGUGGGCGCGCGGCUGCGCGCGGCGCUUGCGGGGCUGCACGAGCUGCAGGGGCUGCGCGCCACGCAGCAGGCGCGGGUGCGGGGCGCCCUGGCCAUGCAGCCCUCCCCAGAGCCCGCCGCCCCCUGCGGCCCCCGCGCGCCCGAGCUGAGGCUGGAGGCGGCGCUGGCCGCCCUGCAGGAGCAGCUGUCCCGGUUACGGCGGCAGGACGCGGGCCUCAAGACCCACUUGGACCAGCUGGGCCAGCAGAUCAGCGAGCUGCAGCUGGACGUGUGCAGGUCGUCCUGCGAGGCCCCGGACAGCGACAGCCGGCCCAGCUCCGGUUUCUACGAGCUCAGCGAUGGUGGCUCCUGCUCCCUGUCCACCUCCUGUGCCUCCGUGUGCAGUGACCGCAGCCUGGGCAGCCUGCUGCCUGCGUUCCAGGCCUCCAAGGACAGGCCUGCCAUGGGGGACUGGCGGCCUCGGUCAGCAGAUGAGACCACCGUGCCGGCGUGGAGACCCCAGCCCAUGGAGGAGGGUGAAGGGCCCCCGAGCAGUGCAGAGGGCCCAGUCUGGCCAAAGGGCAUGUUCCGGCCCAGACCGGUGUCCACAGGCGAUCUGGAACGGGUCCUCCCAGAAGACGUGGGGCUCCAGGACGUCUGUGGGGACCGCACGGCUGCCCCCCACCUCUGCCAGGGCGUGGAGGGGCUGCCCCACGUGCUGGACCCCAAGUACCAGCGGGACCUGGUGUCCAGGGGCGGCCGGGAAGUGUACCCAUACCCCAGCCCCCUGCACGCAGUGGCUCUGCAGAGCCCCCUGUUUGCUCUGACCAGAGACACCCCACAGACCACCAGCCAUACGCUCCCCCCGGCUCUGCCCCCUCCCAGCACCACGCGGACUGGGCCAGCCCCCGAGGUGGGCCUGGCCGGCACCUACAUUGACAGGCUGCUGCGGCGGCACAGCCAAAGGGCUUCUAUGAGGGGUGGUGUCAGGGACCAGGGGCCCCCCAGAUGGGCAGCAUCCCCAUCCCCGCAGAAGCUGGGCCACGCCCCCCAGGCAGGGAGCAAUGCAGGGUCCCCCAGCAGGGACAGCCUGGGGCAGCAGGGCCCUGGGCCUCACGGGAGCCCCCAGCACCCCAGCCCUCUCCCACAGGAGGACCCCAGGCCCCCAGAUGGACGUGUGCCCAGGGAGACCGUGGUGGAUGCCUCACCCCGCCCCCAGACCCAGCAGCCCCCCAGGGCUCUGGACUGCAGCCGAGGCCCAGGCGUGUCCCCAGCCAGGAGGGUCCAGGAGAGACCUCCUGUGGCCUGGGGACACCAUGUCCCCGGGCCAGGGGCGGACAGCAAAGCUUUGCCAGGUGGCAUGGCCACCGGCCACCCCAAGCCCAAGGCUGUGAAGGUCAGGAGAAGGGCCAGCGACAAGGGGCCGAGGCCCACAAGGCCGCCACUGCCCUCAGAGAGACCUCGGGGUGUCCCUGUGGCUGCCGGGCUGCCCCUGGAGUGGGGCCCCUCGUGCAGGCCCCUAGGGGCUGGGCUCAGGAGGAAGCCUACCCCGGGCGGGGCGGCGCCCGGCCGCUCCUGCUCUGAGUCCACCCUCUACCCCGUGCCCUUCUUCGUGCCCCUGGUGGUGGCCCGGCCGGACAACUGCCGGGCGUCGGCGCAGGUGCUGUUCCCCUCCCAGUGGGCCAGGAAGCAGCGGCGCCGGUGGCAGUCCGCCGUGGAGAUCGCGGGCCGGGGCGGCCAGCGUGCGCCCCGAGCCACCUGCGCGCGCGACGGCGAGUCGGACGCGGCGGAGAGCAGCGGGGAUGAUGCCAGCGGCCUCUCCGCCGGCUGCUUCGGGGACGCCGAGGCCAGCGGCAGCGACGCGGAGGGCGGGCGAGGGCGGCGCGCGCGGCCCCCCGCGCCCAGGCUGUGCCGCGUCAAAGCCUCCAGGGCGCUCCGGAGGAAGAUCCGCAGGUUCCAGCCGGCCGCGCUGCGGGUCAUGACCAUGGUGUGAGGCCUGCGAGUAGAGGGGCCGGCUUCCUUGCUUACCCCGGCCCUGGGCGCGCUCUCAGCCCUGCCGUGCCCUGCGCCGGCGCCCACUGCCCACAGCAGACUGCUGUGUCUGCCGCAGUCGGGACGUGGAGCUCAAAGGUGUUGGCAAAAGUAACAAUAAUAGUAAAUAAACGUU
Messenger RNA from Lepus europaeus (European hare), 2196 nucleotides. RefSeq names its product dishevelled binding antagonist of beta catenin 2 (gene DACT2). The transcript is spliced from 4 exons. Gene Ontology annotation, biological process: negative regulation of nodal signaling pathway. The record is from RefSeq and is a predicted model, not a curated record. Lineage: Eukaryota; Metazoa; Chordata; Mammalia; Lagomorpha; Leporidae. The coding region runs from base 1 to 2022 and encodes 673 amino acids. Gene Ontology annotation, cellular component: cytoplasm.